Messenger RNA from Owenia fusiformis, 436 nucleotides. Lineage: Eukaryota; Metazoa; Annelida; Polychaeta; Sabellida; Oweniidae. The record is from the annotation of a GenBank genome assembly.
CAUGCUGACCACGUUGAUCAUGCUGACCAUGUUGAUCAUGCUGACCAUGUUGAUCAUGUUGAUCAUACUCAUCACCUUUUUUGGAAAUGAUGAAAAUAAUAUUAAACUGAUCUCUGACCACAUCAUUACUAUUAUGCAAGCAGUACUGGAUAUCGGGGAUACUUACAAUGAAGCUACCAAAACUGUCAACCCCAAAAGAAUGAGAUCCAACUCCUAUACUAACCAUGGAGAUUCAAACCCAACAGUCAAUUUCCGAGAUGAUACCAGCAGGGAUACUAACACCCAAUGUCACCCUAAUGACAGGAGUAGCGGGGAUGUUGUCUCAAUAUUAGUGCAUGAAAAUCAAUGUGGAUUUAUUAAAAAAUGUUCUAGUAGCGAAAUUUUGAGAGCCAGUAAUGAUGUUUUUGCUCAUUUAGAUAAUGAAGAUAAACAAGGG